This is a messenger RNA of Tetrapisispora phaffii CBS 4417, 999 nucleotides long. RefSeq names its product prephenate dehydratase PHA2 (gene PHA2). Bases 1 to 999 code for a protein of 332 amino acids. Gene Ontology annotation, molecular function: prephenate dehydratase activity; chorismate mutase activity. The record is from RefSeq and is a predicted model, not a curated record. The transcript has a single exon. Gene Ontology annotation, cellular component: cytoplasm. NCBI's taxonomy places the organism in Eukaryota, Fungi, Ascomycota, Saccharomycetes, Saccharomycetales, Saccharomycetaceae. Gene Ontology annotation, biological process: L-phenylalanine biosynthetic process.
AUGAAAAAAGUAUUAUUUUUGGGACCAGAGGGGACAUACUCUCACCAAGCAGCAAUACAAGCAUUUGAAAAUAGUAACGACGUCAAAUAUAUCCCAUCGCCUUCAAUUGUACACUGUUUUGAUGAAUUAGAGAGGAAUAACGAGUACUCUUAUUCUGUUGUUCCGCUAGAGAACUCCACGAACGGUCAAGUUGUAUUUUCAUAUGAUAUUUUACGUGAUAGAAUGUUAAAUGCAACUAAGAAAGAAGGGUCGCAGUUAUAUGAACCUCUGUUGAAAAUUGUUGGCGAGCAAUAUGUCUCAAUUGCGCAUUGUCUAAUUGGAUCUAAUGAUAUCCAGUUCAAGGAAACAUUGGAGGAAGAAUACGAUACAAUCCAGAUAUAUUCCCACCCACAAGUUUGGGGCCAAGUUGCAAAAUAUUUGGAAAACUUGGGUAAAAAAUAUCCAAAGAUCAAAUUCAGGAAAUCUGACACAUCCUCAACCUCAGAAGCUGUCACAGUUGCACUGGAACAGCAAACUCGUUUAGACAUAGAUGGGAAUCCAAACAAGAUAUUAAAUUUAGCUAUUGGCAGUCAAGCUGCUGCAAAGAUAAAUGGUGCACAAAUUUUACAAGCUAAUAUAAACGAUAUUAAAGGGAAUACCACCAGAUUUCUAGUCUUGAAGAGAAGAAAUGAAGUUACGCCUAUGAAAGAGUUAUUAUCGACUGACUCUGAAAACAUUAGUUUAAUUACAUUCACUAUUGACGAUUCACCAGGUUCAUUAGUGGAUAUUUUGAAUGUAUUAAAGCAAUUUUCCUUAAAUAUGUGCUCAAUUAAUUCAAGACCCUUUACGUCAAAUAAACUAUCGACUAGAAAAUGGCAAUACGUAUUUUUCGUUGAAUAUCAAACAAAUCAAGCACUAUCCGAACAAGAAUGGAACGACUAUUAUACUCAGUUGAACCAAAAGUCACUGAAAUGGACACUCUGGGGUUCAUUUCCAAGAGACAAGCGUUACUAUGACUAA